This is a messenger RNA of Exophiala oligosperma, 2102 nucleotides long. RefSeq lists its product as uncharacterized. The record is from RefSeq and is a predicted model, not a curated record. NCBI's taxonomy places the organism in Eukaryota, Fungi, Ascomycota, Eurotiomycetes, Chaetothyriales, Herpotrichiellaceae. Bases 573 to 1700 code for a protein of 375 amino acids. The transcript has 6 exons.
GUGUGAUGGUGGUGCAGUAUACUCGGGAACGGUAGAUGCAUAUCUCUAGGGCAUAUUUCACACAUGCCACAGCGUUCCUUCAGCAUGUUUGGUACCAUUCGCAGCUGGUGAAAGUGUGCACGCGACAGGAGGGAGAAAAUUAUCAGGAGUGCCUGUGGUCCCUGUAUUUUAAUACCUACUUAGGUACCUCGUACCUAGUAGUCUUUAUUGCCCCCUAGAGAAAUGAUGUCAAGGGCAGCCUAAGGGAGUGAAUUAAUACGAUCAAUACUGGGGCAGUUGCGUCAGAGACACCAACCGUGGCUUGUUCGUUCCUACAGCAAAAAAAACUGCCACCAAGUUUGGUUUCCUUGCACAACUUAUUCCCGUCCUUGUCCUCAUCAUUCCCUCUCCUCCUUUCCAACUUUCCACCAUCUUCCCAUUCUACAAUUAAUUCUUCUUCGAUCAUUUGGAUCAUCAUAGCCUUCAAUCUCCCAUUCUUGGCUGUCGUAUUCAUCAAACCUCCUUUCUCGAGCCUGUAGCUGUUCGCGUUUGAGCACAAAACCCACAGCCAGUCUCCCCUGUCCCACGACGCAAUGUCUCAAGGUGAUCUUCUCACUUCAGAGGAUCUUCCAACACACACCGACAUGUCGACUGUCGACAAGUCCCCGGCAGCAGCUCCUGCCACCAAUGGCACGCCGCUCAAAGACACCGUCGUGAGCAAUGCAGCGGCCGCCGUCAACACCGUGCAGAAUCACCCCAUCACCCAGAACAUUGUCAAUGGCCCGGUUGCAACAUCUGUCAAGAACGAGGCUGGUGCCACCGCUUCCGAGUUCAGUGAUCUGGCGAAUUCUCGUCGACCACCGUCCUACACUGCUGCCAACGAUACUCCCUUGACACACUAUCAUUCCUUCUUCUACACCCUGUUGAGUGUAAGUAAUGGCGGACCUUUUUUGGGGGGCACCACUGACAGUUUUCAGUGGAAGAACAAGAGAGCCACUGGCUUGACCUUUUUGUCUGCCGUCGCCUUCAUCUUCGCCUGCCGAUACCUCCCGAUCCUGCGCUAUGUGUUGAAGAUCACCUGGAUGACUCUUGGUGUGGUUACCCUGGCUGAGGCUUCCAGUAAAGCUCUGAUGGGCUCUGGCGUCGCAGGUGCGGUUCGACCUCGCCGUUACUACAAAAUCCCAAAGGAGACUCUCGAAUCCUCUCUCGAUGAUCUCGAAAAUCUUAUCAACUUUUUCGUCAUCGAGGGUCAACGCAUCGUCUUUGCUGAGAACAUUCCAGUCACAGCAACUGCCUUCUUCUCCGCUUUCUUGACCUACUACCUGAUCAAACUCCUUCCUUUCUGGGGUUUGUCUCUCUUCUUCACCUGCGUCGUAUUCCUAGGCCCAUUGAUCUAUGUCGAGAACAAGGAGGUCAUCGACGCUCAGCUUGAAUAUGCGGGAGAAGUCAUCGGCCAACAGACCAAUCAGAUCAAGGAUUUGACUGCUCAGCACACGAGCAGGGGUUUCGAGACAGUGAAGCAAUACACCGGUACCGCCACUGCUAAGGCCCAGGAGGCCAUUGGCAGUGCCAGACAGAGAAUCCCAUCUCCAACCACUGCCAAAUCUUCAAUCAAAGAAGGCGACUUCCCCUCCGCCCCAAAGACCGAGCUUCCUUCAACUUCAGUUGAUUACAAGCCAGAGACCGAGAGUAUGCCCAGCGCCCAGGCCAACUACGCGUAAAUAGCGGGCGCUCAAUGAUGAGCUGUUGAUGUUAGCGGUGAAUGAGGCAUGAUAGGUCAUGACAGUAGGACACGAACCUUGACAACUGCGCGAAGAGCACUCAGAAGUUCAAAUAGGAAGAAUGAUAUCUGUGUUUGUGCGCAGGUUUUGCGGCUGGGAGAUCUGCAGAGAGCGAGGCGCAGAAGGAGGUCGCUUGGAGAAGUCAGAGAUUGGUAGAGGCUUCAUCAAAGAAUGUAUCGGGACGAGGAGCGGAUUCUUUGACGCCUUCCUAGGCUCCGGGGAAGGUGACGGCAAAGGAGAAUAAUGCUCUUGAAUUUUUAUUUUUUUAUUUUUGUAUUGUAAACAAACGAGUAUGAUUCUGGGCAGUCGAGAAAUAACAUCCUUAUUGGCUUAGUGGAUCAA